AUGGUGCUCUUCUUCUCAUGCUCGGUUGGUCUCUUCUAUUAUUUUACAUCCAUGCACCAGCGCUACUUAACACGAUAUCUGUUGCAGCCACCAUUAAUGAGACUAUCGCUAUUGUUGCUUCUAACCGUUGCCAGUGCUUUAGUAGUUGAUCCCAGUGCAAAGUACAUCUGUUCAGAGGAGGACUCCACAGAUUGCUAUCCUCAAAUAUUUGUUCCUACAGAAGAGUGGAAAACCAUCAAACCAGGCCAAGAAAUUCCACCCGGUUUACACGUUCGUAUGAAUAUGGAUUCGCUUCAAAAAGAGGCCAAGCUUAUGAGUGAGGAUGAGAGGGAGAGUGAAGAAACACCAAAAGAAAUUGGUUUUAAUGGAGGAGAAAGUGAGCACUUUGAAGGGCAUAAGGUUGAGAAUCAGGUACCGGCUGUUUAUGAAACGUCUGAUGUAUCGACGUUUAAUGGCGCUGUGAACGCUGUUUUGAGGUUUGGAGACAGAAUUACCUCCAGUUCUUCUGGAAAAUUGAAUGAGAAGGAUAUCAAUGAUGCUGCUGAGACACUCGUAGAUUUGAGUCAUGAUCUCGAACACGGUGUUCGGCUCACACAGGACCCAAAAAUCUUUAUCAGUAUCCUUGACAUUGCUGAUAGUGGUUGGUUUGGAUCUCAAGGAGAAACUUUUGCGGAUCAUGGGGUCGUCGUUGCGCAACAAUCCAGAGGCCAUUGGUAA
Molecule: messenger RNA, 717 nt
Organism: Meyerozyma guilliermondii ATCC 6260
Lineage: Eukaryota; Fungi; Ascomycota; Pichiomycetes; Serinales; Debaryomycetaceae
Exons: 1
Coding region: 1-717 (238 amino acids)
Source: RefSeq, a predicted model, not a curated record